UAGAUACGAUAAGGGAGAUAACUCGAAAUACACAAACAUUCCAACAUGCAACAUGACAUGAGUUUAGAGAAACUGGAAAUUCGUGUUUGAACCGUGAUCGUAUUUUAGACACAAACUAUGGCUAAAGUGGAUGACAAUGCCCUUGCCAAAUUUCUGUCCAGAGUGGCAGACAAGAUGGAUGAGGAAAUGGACAAGACGGAAAAAGAGAAGAAAGGAAAUGAAAAUCUUAAAGAGGAAGCAGCAGACAUGCUUGAUCUCGACUUGGAUGAGUUCACAUUUGAGGUCGGCACACAAGCAGGCCCCUUGGACUUAACUGGUAAUGCAUCAUCAGAGAGCAAAUCCAGAUCUAAACUCCAGACUGGGGCUGAUGCUGAGUGUUUGGAGGACCUUGUCACUGGACUAAAAGAUCAGAUCAAUAACUCAGAUUCCUGGCUCACGGAGAACACUGCCACAAAGUGGAAGGCUGACAAUCCAAAAGUGGCAGAGCAGUACCUCCAGGCCCUGGAACAGGAUAAAGACAAGGAAUUCUGAUCAGUGUCACUUGUCAGUAUUUGUCAGGGCAAGACAUUCUGAGUAUACUGUUCUCUCAGUUUUGGAAGGAGGGGAGACAUUCUGGUAGUAUAAGUGCCUGUCAGUAUUGGAAGGAAGGAGGGGGAUAAGUUCUGGUAGUAAAGUGCCUGUCAGUAUUGGAAGGAAGGAGGGGGAUAAGUUCUGGUAGUAAAGUGCCUGUCAGUAUUGGAAGGAAGGAGGGGGAUAAGUUCUGGUGGUAAACUGACUGUUAGUAUUGGAAAGAAUGGGGACAAGUUCUGGUGGUAUAUUACCUGGUAGUAUUGAUAGGGUUAUGUGCCUGGUUGAGCUCAUGUCCCUCCCCACUGGUUAGCUGCUCAUCACUGGACAUAUGUAUGUAUUCGAUUUACCUGACCAGUUUUGUUUUAAUAUUUAAAACUCAUCAGAGGUAUUGAUGGUCUGAAUGAGAAGUUCUGGUAAUGUACUACUGCCUUGCAGUACUGAUGGGGUGAGAAAUGGUGGUCUUAUUUGAUUUUCACUCAACUGAAGGUCAUAAGGUCGUAGGUGAUACUUCUCAGUAUGUUAGUUCAUAGCAGGACCAUUUCUGUACUAAUACAUUUAGUAUGGAAAUAUGGAAAUUCAUCCAGGAUUGAUUGACGUGAAAACAGAAUGUAAACUAACAAUGAAAGUGUUGGGCAGACAACUGCUGAUUCAAUGAAGUAAUUAAUUGAUCUGCUGUAUGGAUCAGAUAUGCUUCCAGUAUUUGUGAGUCAGCUGUGAUUUUUAUGACAGAUAUUUCUGUCCUUAGCUUUUCUGUGGGACUCACCAAAGUUUUGAGAACCCUUUAUAUCUCUAACUUUAACAUGGGACUCAUCAAUGUAAUUGUGUCAAAUGAUUCAUCGGAAAUAAAAUGCUUUUGCAAAAA
This is a messenger RNA of Pecten maximus, 1432 nucleotides long. RefSeq lists its product as uncharacterized. The coding region runs from base 118 to 531 and encodes 137 amino acids. NCBI's taxonomy places the organism in Eukaryota, Metazoa, Mollusca, Bivalvia, Pectinida, Pectinidae. The record is from RefSeq and is a predicted model, not a curated record. The transcript is spliced from 3 exons.